AUGGCAGCUUUGAUUGCUCUUUCCACAGCCCCAACUGCUCUUUCUUUUACUGUCAAGGAAUUGCUGCUGCGCUCUUAUGAAAAGAAGCAGCAGUUGCUGCUGCAGGAGCAGCAGACUGCUGCGGACGACGACAGCGGACGCUUGCUGCCGCUGCUGCAGCAGCAGCAGCAGCGGCAAGCACAGCAGCAGGAGCAGCAAGAAGAACAGCUGCUGCACCAGCAAAGCGGCAGAACUGGAGGCCCCAACCAGCAGCAGCGGCAGCAGCAGCAAGCACAGCAGAGCGCCCGCAGCAGCAGCAGCAGCAGCAGCACUGCAGCAGCAGGAAACAGAAGCAGCUUAGCGCUGCUGCUGGUCUGUUGGGGUGUAACAGUCAGCUCUCUCUUUUGGUGCAUCAUUUUGGCUCCCGUGAAUGCAUUCAUUGUGAAGUCCCUCUGCCAGCACGCGCCCCUCGCCUACGGCGUCUACGCCCUCAUCAACUUGCUUUUCAAUUUCGCCGCGCUUACACUGGUUGCUACUGGCUCCGCCCUGCUGAGCUUUUUGGCCAUGAAGGCAAUUUUGCCUUUUGCUGUUUUGCUUUACGCGCUGCUGCCGCUCCCGCUGCUGCCAGCAGCAGAUGCUGCUGUGUCUGCUGCAGUCCUGGUUUCUCUUUCUUUAAUUCUUUCGGGAGUCGUUUUGUUCCACCUGGAAAGCGUGAGGUGUAUGAACACCUACGCCGGCGGCAACCCGCCCUGCUGCUGGCCGCUGCGGGGCUGCCGAUUCUUGAAUUAA
Molecule: messenger RNA, 768 nt
Organism: Eimeria tenella
Lineage: Eukaryota; Apicomplexa; Conoidasida; Eucoccidiorida; Eimeriidae
Exons: 4
Coding region: 1-768 (255 amino acids)
Source: RefSeq, a predicted model, not a curated record